AUGGCGAAGGAGCCAUACAAGGCAGGCGGCUCUCAGGAAGGGCCCAGCGCAGCUGAGGGACGCGGCAGAGGUGCGACAAAGGCGGUGGACGCGGUGAACGCGCCGGGGAUCAUCCUGGCAGCCGCCACCUGCGCCGGCUGGGCUGAGGAGGCCCACCCGGAGGCCUCUGUCUCAGAGCAGGACGAAGGGCUGGCCAAUGUGGACCGGGAGCCCGAGGCCGCUCCGCCGGGGGUGGAGGAGGAGGAUGCCGUCAAGGUGGUGGUGCGCAUCCGGCCGCCGCUCCCGCGGGAGCUCAACGGCUUCCGGCCAUUCGAGAAUGCUGUGCUGGUUGACCCCUCCCGCCACGUCGUGACGCUGUCGGAGAACCUGGCCGCGCUCAGCAACAAUGGCGUGGAGAACGGCAUUGUGUACAACAGCUACCGCUUUGGGUUUGAUGCCGUGUACGGGCCCGACAGCACCCAGGAGGAUGUGUACAUGCAGUCGGCGCGCAGCGCCGUGCAAAACGUGCUGCAGGGAUACAACGCCUCCAUCGUCGCCUACGGCCAGACAGGCACGGGCAAGACGUACACGAUGGAAGGCGAGCGGGCGCCCAGCGCGCUGGGCGGCGCGUCCCACAGCGCCGGCAUCAUCCCGCGGGCGAUCGAGGACGUGUUUGCCUACAUCCAGCGCGACACGGGCGAGCGCUGCAAGUUCCUGAUCUACAAUGAGGUGCGGCGGCUGGCCCUGGGCGCGUUGCUGCCAGCGCAGAGCAGCGGGGCCACCCUGCACAGCAGCUGCCGCGUCAUCUCCGACCUGCUCAAGCCGGAGAGCAUCAACCUGGUGGUGCGGGAGGACCGGCGGCGGGGGGUGCACGUGGAGGGGCUGUCGGAGUGGGUGGUGCGCUCGCCGGCAGAGGUGUAUGCUCUCAUGGAGAGGGGUGCGGCGGCGCGCGCCACGGGCGCCACCAAGCUCAACGAAAUCUCCUCCCGCUCCCAUGCGAUCUUCAUGCUAAUCGUGGAGAAGUCGACGCUCGUGGAGGCGGCCGCCGGCGGCCAGGGCGGCGGCGGCGAGCAGUAUGGCGGCAUGGCGCCGGGCGCGCCGCGCGGCGGCUCCUCCUCGGCCCGCGGCGAGGCGCGGCAGAGCGUCAAGGUGGGCAAGCUGAACCUGGUGGAUCUGGCUGGCAGCGAGCGGGUGCACGUGACGGGGGCCACCGGCAAGCGGCUGGAGGAGAGCAAGAAGAUCAACCAAAGCCUGAGCGCCCUUGGCAACGUCAUCGCCGCGCUGACCGACCCGAAAGGGCGCGACGCCCGCCCGCACGUGCCCUACCGGUGCGUGGCGCGGCGGGGCUUGGGGCCUCUGCUUGGUGGCAGCGAGGGCUGGUGCCGCGCCGCGGUUGAAGCAGAGUCUCUGUCCACCCUCAAGUUCGCCAACCGAGCCAAGUGCAUGCGCAACCUGCCCAAGGUCAAUGAGGACCUGGACCACGUCACCCUGCUGCGCAAGUACGAGCGCGAGCUGCGCCGCCUGCGCGCCGAGCUGCAGCAGAAGAGCAAGGACCUGGUGGACAAGCGGCUGGUGCUGCAGAUCGAGGAGGCCCGGCGGCGGGAGCAGGCCGACAAGAUCGCCGCCAUCCACGCCCUGGAGCGGCAGAGCCAGGAGAUCAUGCGGCACAAGACGGCCAUGGCGGCGCUGCAGACGCGCAUCGCGUCCAUGCAGAGCCAGCUGCUGAUCGGGGGGCAGAAGGUGGAGGACACGCCGCAGUUCAGGACGCUGCUGGCCAAGGAGCAGGCGCGCAUCCGUGGGCAGUACGAGGAGCGGCUGCGGGAGCUGGAGAGCGAGCGGCAGAGCGUGCAGGAGGACAAGGCGCAGGCCGAGCGGUACAAGGCGCUGCUGCUGAAGCAGCGCGACAUCAUGAUUGCGCUGACGCAGCGGCUCAACGAGCGGGACGAGCAGAUCCUGGGGCUGCAGGCGGAGCUGGAGGCGUAUGACACGCACCAAAAGAGCCUGGAGGACCAGCUGGACCAGAAGACCGCCGAGCUCAUCGUGCUGCGCAAGGCAGCCAUGGAGCGCGUUGGCGGCGGCGGCAGCGGCCGCGGCGGCGGCGCUCUCGAUGCGGCAGCCGAGGGCGGCGGCGGCGGCGGCGACUGGUCCAUCCCUGCUGUGUCGGCGGCGGCGCAGGGCGCUCAGCCCGUUCCGGCAGAGUUGGGUGGGUAUGACAGCGAGAGUGGCAGCCCACUGGCGUGGCAGCCAAACGGCGGCGAGCUUGGUGGCGGCGGCGCGGCGGCUGUGGAGGCCCUGCAGCGCCAGAUGGACGAGCUGCGGUUACACCACGGCCGGGAGGCGGGUGCCGCCGCGGAGCGCGAGGCAGCCUGGCGGCAGCAGGCCGAGUCCCUGCAGGCGCGCGUGGCGGCGCUGCAGUCGCAGCAGCAGCAGCAGCAGCAGCAGCAGCAGCAGGCGGCCGUGCCCAGCGGCGGUGCGCAGGCGGCAGCGCUGGUGGCGCAGCGGGACGCUCUCAGCAAGGAGCGGGACGCCCUGCGCACCAUCCUCGACUCCAAAGUCCGGGUGCUGGUGGACGACAUCGGGCGCAGCAUGGCAGAGCUGCCGCCAGAGGCCCAGGCCCACCCCAAGCUUGGCAAGCAGCUGGAGUACCUUGGCAAGCUGGUGCGGGCCACUGUGCAGGCGAUGGCAGCGCAGCAGUGA
Messenger RNA from Chlorella variabilis, 2676 nucleotides. RefSeq lists its product as hypothetical. NCBI's taxonomy places the organism in Eukaryota, Viridiplantae, Chlorophyta, Trebouxiophyceae, Chlorellales, Chlorellaceae. Gene Ontology annotation, biological process: microtubule-based movement. The transcript is spliced from 16 exons. Gene Ontology annotation, molecular function: ATP binding; microtubule motor activity; microtubule binding. The record is from RefSeq and is a predicted model, not a curated record. Bases 1 to 2676 code for a protein of 891 amino acids.